Geodia barretti is the source of this 450-nucleotide messenger RNA. The record is from the annotation of a GenBank genome assembly. NCBI's taxonomy places the organism in Eukaryota, Metazoa, Porifera, Demospongiae, Tetractinellida, Geodiidae.
AUGAGCGACGCGACGGACCUAAUGCUCCGCGAAAUACUCGAAGAAUGCCGCGAUGGGGCCGACGGCAUCGGAUUCAACGAGGUCGUGGUCAUGCUGGAAAGCACGGCCGCAUCCGCCGAGGUCUACAUGGAUUUCGACGACUUGCGAUUCACCCCCGACGGGCGGAUCGUCACCCUCAUGGUGCCCGGCGGCACCCACAUGCACCUGGACAUGUCCAAAAUCCGCGAGGCGGAGUUCAUUCACACCACCAACGACCAGGGCCUCCCCUCGUACCAGCUGUGGAUGCGCGACGGCGAUGGCAAUCCGGCCAUGCGCGUCUACCUCCGCAAGUCGGAUGUCGAUGCCACCAACCCGCCGCGUCACAGCUUCUUCAUGGCCCUGCUGGACAAGUAUCCGAACAAAAUCGCCCUCCCUGCAGAGGCCUACGGGUCGGCCGGUGAGCACCCGUAG